Lindgomyces ingoldianus is the source of this 1386-nucleotide messenger RNA. RefSeq lists its product as uncharacterized. Bases 1 to 1386 code for a protein of 461 amino acids. The transcript has 3 exons. NCBI's taxonomy places the organism in Eukaryota, Fungi, Ascomycota, Dothideomycetes, Pleosporales, Lindgomycetaceae. The record is from RefSeq and is a predicted model, not a curated record.
AUGACGGAUCAAGGCCUUGACGUGCGAAACUCGACCCUGUCUGCCCUCAAAAUCUCCUGUCCUUCUGCCGAAGUCCUCGAUUCUCCCUUCCAUUCCGACCGAAUGGGGCCUAAUCCUUUCCUCGAUGCCGACACAGAAUGGUCUGAUGAAGAGGAAUUGAUACCCAAGAGUCGCCGGAAGACCCAGUACGUCCCUCCCAAUGGCAGCGCACCCAGUAGGGCUGCUGCUGUAGCUGCGGCAGAACACUGGCCGCAAUCCUCAUCAUCAGAAAAUUCCCCCAGCCCCAAUCGGAAUUCGGGACGUCCCCUCAAUGGCUCCCCGCUCAUCCCACCAAAGUCUCCAUCGCGGCCGGACAUCAGACCGGGUAGCAGCCAGGACGAUCUUGUGGAACGAUUCUACCAGGUCACAAGAGAGCGUGAUGCUCUCCGGAAACAGCUCCAGAGAAAAUCAAUGGGUGCGCAUGGAAUACCGCGGGAGCAGUCAGUGAUAUACAAAUCGGAUGAGAAGAGCCUCAUUGAGGAGCUACAGGCUCUCCGUUAUGAGAUUCGUAGUUGGAGCGAGCAGUACUUCAGUGGCCCACCUUCCUCUCGAAGCCGAAGACCGCACGUCCACUCGUCCAAGGAGCUGUUUGGUACGCUCACCGACAACUACCAGACAUAUCUCAAACACUCCCAGGAUCGGCCGCUCCUCAUUCAGGCCUUCGUGUGGAGUAGGCUCCAGCAUCGCAUAUUCAGCAAUUUGUUUAAAGGUUGUGGAUAUGUUUGGGCUGGAAAGCUAGGCGAAAGGAAGCUCCGCCCAAUUAACGAUACACUGCGCAAAGCUGUAAAAAAUGAAGAAGAUGCCGAAGAAUACCAUCGGUGGAGGGCUAUGACUGUCAACCUCCUUGUUCCACAAGUAGACGGCAAAUGGAGGCCCACGUUCGACGCCGCGCCUGUGCUCAAGCGAAUAUCCCGGUUCUGCAGUAGACUGCGGAGGAAGCUGCGACCAUUUGCCACUCAGAGCUUAAGGCACGGGAAAGAUCAACUUCGCACAAUAGUCUCUGCAGCGGUCGCUCUGGACCUAAAGAUGAAACGGCAAAGGGCAGAUUACCGCUUCGUCACUUUUACAGGUGGCAAGUCGGGUGAGCUCUUCGGCUAUGGCUUCUACGACUCCGAGAUGGAGGACAUUGAAGAGGACAAUGAUAAGCCUAGGAGAGUCGAGCUCUCGCUGGCGCCGGCCCUAGAAAGAUGUGGGAAUGCCAACGGUUACGUGUUCGACCAAAAUUUCAUACUCGUCAAAGCGGACGUGAGCUGUAAGCGGCUCGAGAAAAAGCGGCCUCCUAGGAAACCUCGAGAAAAUGGGUAUAGAGCGGGAAUGCGGACUCUUUCGAACUUAUGGAACUAUUAG